AUGGCUCAAAGUUUUCAGUUUUCGCUCCUCCUUUUACUCUCCCUGUAUUCCGUACACCAAAGCAGCGGCAACCUACUUGACCUCGAUGAUGUUAUGUACGAAAUCCUCUUGCGAAAUUGCUCUUACGACGAAAGGCUGGUAACUUUUGACGUCAUUGGAGAUAACAAAACACGAGGUCCCCAUGAAAACCUCGAAAAGUACCCACCAGUCAAGUUCGAAGUCGGCCCGGUGGUCUACCACGCCGCCAAAGUAAAGUCUCUAAAGCUGUCUGCUGUAUACGUGCAAAUAUUUCACAACAACCAGUCUGACGAGGAGGGUAAGGCGUACAUAUCGGAGCAGAUAGACCACGAAGACGAGUACUCGUGGUCCGUCACCAGGGGAGCAGAUCUCACCGCUAAAGCUAAGUUCAGUAUAAACGUGCCACUAAUUUAUCAGUUCUCUACUGAAUUUUCCACAGCAGUGAAGACAAGCUCUGGAUCCACCAAGGUCGAAACACGCACUACGCGACAACUGAAUAAACAAGAUAUAAAAAUACCCCCUCUAGCCACUCUCGAAGCCAAGUGGUACGUCAACGAAGCACAAGUGGUGGUGCCGUGGGUAGCCGACAUCUUGUUGAAGGGAUACGUUGCAGGAUUGUUUGAAACGCCCGACAAGAACCUUACAUGGAGGUACCUAGACGUGAAAGAGAUGACACACGAACACCUAACAAAACACAAGAGAGGCGUCAUUUAUCAGGCAUUGGGGCUGUUCCAAGCAAACGUAGCUCAAAGCUACCACCUCUCCACCACCCAGAAAAAAUUAGCACAGAGGACCGCGAGCCUGGCCAGAUAUACUUUUGAGCAAGAAACCUCAUGA
This is a messenger RNA of Ixodes scapularis (black-legged tick), 855 nucleotides long. RefSeq lists its product as uncharacterized. The transcript is spliced from 5 exons. NCBI's taxonomy places the organism in Eukaryota, Metazoa, Arthropoda, Arachnida, Ixodida, Ixodidae. The record is from RefSeq and is a predicted model, not a curated record. Bases 1 to 855 code for a protein of 284 amino acids.